AUGGAUAAAGUCACCCUUACAUUAAAAAAAAUAGUUCGAAAAUGGACUACAAGAGAUGGUUUAAUUGGUGAUUAUGAUUAUAAAUAUUUAUUUACACCAGAUAUACCAUUUUUAACAAAAGAACCAAAAAUUCAACCGUUUUUUGGUUUAGAUUCAGAUAUGCCAAUUAUAUUAGGUGCAAUUUUGGGUUUUCAACAUUCUUUAGCAAUGAUUGGUGGGUUAGUUGUUGUACCUAUAUUAAUUAGUGUUUCAGCAAAUUUACCACCUUCGACUCAACAAUAUUUAGUAAGUACUUGUUUAAUUGUUUCUGGAAUAUUAUCAAUGAUUCAAAUUACAAGAUUUCAUAUUUGGAAAACUCCUUAUUAUUUAGGUACUGGAUUAUUAUCAGUUGUUGGACCAAGUUUUGCUACUUUACCAGUUACUUCAAAUGCAUUUCCUUUAAUGUAUGCAGAUGGUACUUGUCCAGUUGCAGAAGAUGGUACUAAAUUACCUUGUCCAGAUGGAUAUGGUAGAAUAUUAGCUAGUGGUAUUGUAUGUGGAUUAUUAGAAAUGGCUCUUAGUUUUUUACCUCCAAAAGUUUUACAAAAAAUUUUCCCACCAUUAGUUACUGGACCAGUUGUUAUGUUAAUCGGUAUUCAUUUAGUUGAAACUGGAUUUGAAGAUUGGGUUGGAGGUUCUGGAUGUGUUGGAGAAAUUUGUCAUGUUGGUAAAUUUAAUUUACCUUGGGGUUCAGCAAAUUUCAUUGGUAUUGGAUUUUUAGUUUAUGUUUCAAUAAUAUUAGCUGAAAGAUUUGGUGCACCAAUUAUGAAAAGUUGUGCUCCAAUUUGUGGUUUAUUAGUUGGAUGCAUUGUAGGUAGUUCCGUUGGAUAUUUCGACUCCACCACGAUCAAAUCCGCCAAAGCCGUAAGUUUCAUUUGGGUUGAAACCUUCAGUUUGAAAAUUUAUGCUCCAGCAAUUUUACCAUUUUUAGCUGUGUACAUUGUGCUAAUGAUGGAAGCUAUAGGAGAUAUAACGGCAACUUCAGAUGUUUCUAGAUUGGAAGUUGAAGGAGAACAAUACGAAUCAAGAAUUCAAGGUGGUGUUUUAGCAGACGGUUUAAAUGGUAUACUAGCAGGAUUAAUGACUGUUACUCCUAUGUCAGUUUUCGCUCAAAAUAAUGGUGUUAUAGCUAUUACUAAGUGUGCAAAUAGAACUGUUGGAUAUUGGUGUUGUUUCUUUUUAAUUAUAAUGGGUAUAUUUGCAAAAUUUGCUGCUGCUAUCAUCUCUAUUCCAAAAGCCGUGUUAGGUGGAAUGACUAGUUUCCUUUUCCUGAGUGUUGUUAUCAGUGGUAUUAAGAUUAUUUCAGGUACUGAAUUUUCAAGAAGAGAUAGAUUUGUAUUAACAGCUUCAAUUUUACCAGGUUUAGGUGCAACUUUAGUACCAGAUUGGUUUAGUAAUGUUUUCACUUAUUCAGGUGAUAAUCAUGCUUUAUCAGGAUUUUUUAAUGCAAUUGUUUUAGUUAUGGAAUCAGGUUUUGCAGUUACUGGAUUAUUAGGAGUUAUAUUAAAUUUAAUUUUACCACAAAUUCAUGAUGAUGUUGAAGAAAUCGAGGAAUUAGUUUUGGAAACUGUUGGCUCAACUGAUGAACAUGCUAGAGAACAAUAUGCUAGAAAGGAAGGUAUUUCUGUUGAUCAAUUAAAGUCACAAUUAUCAAAUAAUCAUGGUGUUACAAGUGUAAGAUCAUCCGAUGGUAUUCCAGACUUACCAUAUGAAAAAUAG
This is a messenger RNA of Lodderomyces pseudojiufengensis, 1758 nucleotides long. RefSeq names its product Xut1p (gene XUT1). The coding region runs from base 1 to 1758 and encodes 585 amino acids. Gene Ontology annotation, cellular component: fungal-type vacuole; membrane. Gene Ontology annotation, biological process: transmembrane transport; xanthine transport. The transcript has a single exon. NCBI's taxonomy places the organism in Eukaryota, Fungi, Ascomycota, Pichiomycetes, Serinales, Debaryomycetaceae. Gene Ontology annotation, molecular function: xanthine transmembrane transporter activity. The record is from RefSeq and is a predicted model, not a curated record.